Molecule: messenger RNA, 3184 nt
Organism: Anastrepha obliqua
Lineage: Eukaryota; Metazoa; Arthropoda; Insecta; Diptera; Tephritidae
Product: putative inorganic phosphate cotransporter
Exons: 8
Coding region: 289-1839 (516 amino acids)
Biological process (GO): monoatomic anion transport; transmembrane transport
Cellular component (GO): plasma membrane
Molecular function (GO): transmembrane transporter activity
Source: RefSeq, a predicted model, not a curated record
UGGUGCCGAUUGUUUCGGAUUGUUUUAGUUCGAAAACAUAGAACACACUUAAUUUUAGAAAAAAUAAACAUAUAAAUGUGAUUUUGGCGCGGCACCUUAAGCACUAGUGUACAGUGUAUUUUUGUAUGACGGAAAAUAAAUUUAUAUAAAAAAAAACUAAUAAAUAUUUUAGUAGAAAUCAAAGUGCAAUCAAUUUAUAUAUACAACUAUAUUUUAAUUUAGUGAAUGAAAGAAAUAGUUAACAGUAAAAUAUUAAUUGAAAACUAGCAGUUAAAAGUUAACAGCAAAAUGUCCAACACGGAGAGAAGGGGUUUCAACAAAAUCAGAGAUAUGCUAUCAUGUCGUCAAGUACUCAAUUUACUCACCAUGCUUGGCUUCAUGUUGAACUAUGCACUUCGAGUGAAUCUGACUAUUGCUAUUGUUGCAAUGGUGCAUCGAGAUGCUCAUUCACCGCCACGUAACAGCAGUGCAGCAAAUGCCAUACAAAAAUAUGAUAAUGGCACAGUAAUCUCUACAACGACAUCAACAACCACGCAGCUGCCACCGGUUGACGACAAUAAUGAUUAUUUUCCUUGGAACUCUUAUCAAACGAACUUUGUACUGGGUUCCUUUUUCUGGGGCUAUAUACUAACAGAGCUGCCAGGUGGCCGACUUGCUGAAUUGAUUGGUGGACGACGCGUCUUUGGUCAUUCCAUGCUCUGGGCUAGUGUGCUCACAUUAGUUACACCAUUAGCAGCACACAUCAACUAUAUAAUGCUAAUAAUUGUACGCGUCUUAUUGGGCUUCAUGUUGGGCGCAUCAUGGCCAGCUAUACAUCCCGUGGCCGCUGUAUGGAUUCCACCAAUGGAACGUUCCAAAUUUAUGUCGAAUAUGAUGGCAUCCUCCUUGGGCGCAGCCAUUACGAUGCCUGUUUGCGGUUUCUUCAUUUCCAUUUGGGGUUGGCCCAGCGUUUUCUACUUAACUGGCGGUGUUGGCCUUUUGUGGUCGAUUUGUUGGUUCACCUUUGUUUACGAGACUCCAGCCACUCAUCCACGCAUUACUUCGGAGGAACGUCGUGAAAUUGAAGAUGCUAUUGGCACCUCGACAUCAAAGACACGACCCAGUUAUGUGCCAUGGCGUGAUUUGUUCUCUUCAGGACCUGUUUGGGCAAUUAUAAUUACGCAUGGUUUAUCUGUAUUUGGUUUCUUUACUGUAAUAAAUCAACUGCCGACUUUUAUGGAUCAGAUAUUGCUUUUCAAUAUUAAGCAGAAUGGUCUCUUCUCAUCGUUACCUUAUUUGGGCAAAUACAUUAUGGCCUUAAGCUCUUCCUGCUUCGCUGAUUACCUGCGCCAGAGGGGUACACUCUCGACGACGGCUACAAGGAAGGUUUUCACGGGUUUUGCACUUUUAUCGCCUGGCACAUUGAUGAUUGCCCAAAUAUUUUUGGGACGUGAUGCGGCAUGGUCAGUGACAAUAUUUACCUUGGCAUUAUUCACACAUGGUGCAGUAACAGCUGGCUAUCUUGGCAACGGCCUAGACAUUGCGCCAAAUUUCAGUGGCACAAUUUUUGGACUUGCUAACACCCUGUCAUCGUUCGGUGGAUAUGUGUCGACUUGGAUGGUUGGUACGCUGACCUACGAGAACGAAUCCUACCAUCAAUGGCAAAUUGUGUUCGGUAUUCUAGCGGGCACAUACAUUUCCAGCGCUAUCGUCUAUAUCAUUAUGGGUUCCGGUGAACUUCAGCCGUGGAACAAUCCACCAGAAAGGAAACGCAGAUCGGUUGCAAAUGCAGAAGAGGGCGAGCCAUUGAAAAAUGAGAAACUACAUGUGUUGGAGAAAGCGGAGAAAGCGUUAAUAUGAGACAUUCUCUUAAAGUUUAGCAGAAUUUAAUGUAAAUGUAAAUAUUCAGCAUGUAUUUCAGGAAGCAGACAAAACGAAGUUUAAAGUAUUAGAAACAUUUUUUCAUAAUACUUAACACCUUGUAGACACAGUAAAAGGUGAAGUUGGUAGAAAAAAUAGUUGUAAUGAAAAAAGCAAUUAAGGCCACUUCAGUCACUUAUUUAGAUAUGUGCGCCCACCUAUACGAGAAAUGCCAUAACUAGUGAUUGAAAUUAAUUUAAGUAUGUACGCCAACAAAAUUUUAUAGUAGAUAUAAUAAUUGUAGAAGUAAUAAGUGGAUAUAAGAUAGGAAUAUUGAAUGUUUGGAAAAAUACUCACACAUUUGUGUGUGGAGAUAAAUGUUGCUCCAUUCCAGUCUUGUCAUGACGGAAGAUAACGAAAACACAAGCUAAUACUGAAAAGACUUAAAAUAUUUGCCUUUACAUAAAAUUAUUUAAUAAAUAAUUGGUAAAUUAGGCUGGGUUUUGUGUAAAUCAUAUAUGUAUGUAUGUAAUUAGCUAUGUCGAAAAAUCAACUAACAGUUUCAAUGCAUACAUACAUACGUACAUGCAUGUGACCACGAAUGAGAUGCCAAAAAAUAUUAAAAUAACUAGCGCGUUUAGAUUAAAAUAUAGUCGAGUAAUAAGUUUUUAAAAUUUUAAGCAAUCUCGCAUUACAUUGCAAAUAUUGUUUUAUGAUUUUUCCAAACAUUUUAUUUAUUAGAACUUAAUAGUUUAAUACAAUAUAAAAAUAUGUACAAUAAAGACAUUAAUUAAGUUCGGAUUAUGAAUACACAUAAGUUAAAAGAAAAAAAUGUAAGCCCGUAAUAAAAAAAUAAAAAAAUAUUAUAUGCAUGUCAUUAGGGUUAUUUAUGACGACCGUUUAGAAAGAGUAUACAUUUCUUGUGCCCCCGACAGUCGGUUCAACGUUAACGGAACGACAUGGAUUUACUAUAUAUCCGGCCAAGGACUGUCGGUCCAGCAGUACCCCCCGAACAUGUUUGGGGAAGGUUUUUGCUGCUACUACAACAACGUAAUACUUUUGUAUAAUUAUAGGAUUUCAGCAAAAUAAUUGUUCAGACAUUUGUACAUACAUACAUACAUAUAAUAUAUGAUUACAAUGAAGGUCUGAAGUAUGUCUGGAUCAGGCCUACACGAUGUUCAUAAAUAUUUAUUUCAUAUUAAAUAAUAAUUUGCAAAAACAUGUGUAUAAGCUUUAUGAAUUAUGUUACAGUUCAUUUUCUAUAAUUAGCGCUGCAAACUGCAAACUGCAAACUGUUUAUUGUUUAAUGCAAUUUAAUACAAAUAAAGUUAGUACUAAACUCAUA